Messenger RNA from Athene cunicularia (burrowing owl), 1677 nucleotides. RefSeq names its product polyamine modulated factor 1 binding protein 1 (gene PMFBP1). The transcript has 9 exons. Bases 1 to 1563 code for a protein of 520 amino acids. NCBI's taxonomy places the organism in Eukaryota, Metazoa, Chordata, Aves, Strigiformes, Strigidae. Gene Ontology annotation, biological process: spermatogenesis. The record is from RefSeq and is a predicted model, not a curated record.
AUGAGGAUGUGCAAGCAGAGAGCACAUGCAUGCGGCCAGGACGCUGCGUUGGCCAAUACCCCGUGUCAGCCAGCACGCCGUGUUGGCCAGCACAUCCCAGCACAGCGUGCCCGCACAGGGGAACUGGGCGCCGGCACAGGACCAGCAUGUGAGCAGAUGCUGGUGGGCAGCCUUGGGGAGAAACGGGAGCAGGAAGGCAGGCGGGAUGGCGUAGGUGGGGGCACUGGCUUGCUGAGAAACCAUUUGAAUGACCUGCAGGUGAAGUCAUACCCCCCAGCUGGUCUGCCCAGCACCACCAGCAACGCAGCUGGACAGCUCGGGCUGGCUCCUGAAACCGUGCUGGCGGAGCUGCUGGAUGCUCAAGAGCAGAGGAUCUAUCAACUGCAGACCAAGCAGAGGGAGAGGCAGGCAGAACUGGAGCAGAAAUGCAGGCGGAUCCAGCAGCUCAGCCAGGACCUGGGGGCCAGCUGCCAGCUGCAGGAGAAAGCUCAGAAGCAGGCUGUGCCCUGCCUCAGGGAGCCGGCGGCGCAGCUGCGGGCAGAGCUGAGCGGGUGGCAGUGGAGGCAGCAGGCAACCCUGGAGCAGGCGCUGCAGCACAUGCACGCGGCCACCUGCACCCAGGAGAAGCUGCAGAGGAGCCAGGAGCAGCUCCAGGCCCUGAGGGAGCAGCUGGGGGCAGAGCAGGAGCAGAGCCAGGGCCUGCGGCACAGCGUGGCUCGGCUGGAGCAGGAGCUGGGAGCCACCUGGGCCCGGGAGCAGCAAAGGCUACAGCAGCUCAGUGGUGCCACAGAGACCAUCCAUGACCUGCAGCAAGAAGCAGCCUCCACCAGAAAGCGCCUGGCAGAGCUGCUGCAAGAGGCGCAGGACACGGCCACGCUGCAGGCAGAGCUGGCCCAAGCCCAGCAAGAGAAAGCCAAGCAGGAGGCGAAGGCUGUGGCCUACAAGGAAGAGAGGCAGCAGCUCCUCUGGGAGCUGAGGGAGCUGCAGGGGUGCCAGGAGCGGAGCAAGCAGGAGGCCCAGGCCCUGCAGGAGCAGCUGCAGGAGCUGAGCAGCCGAGCCCAGCACUGGCAGCAGCUGCACUGGGCCAGCCAGCAGGCUCUGGCUACACGAGAAGAGGAGCUGGUGGUUUGCAAGUUAGAGCUGUUGUUCCUCAAGGAAGAGCUCAGCAAGGCCACGGAGCAGAUAGAAACCCUGCGCUCCUCCCAGGCUCUGGCACGCCACAAGAGCAGCCGGACACACAAGGAGAGGGAGCUGGUGCUGGUCAACAUCAGCCAGCACCUGGCGGAGCGGAUGCAGUUACAUGAGAGACAAGGGCAGGAGAUCCAGCAGCAGAGCGAGCAGAGUGUGGAGCUGACGGGGAGCAGGGCCGAGCUCUCUGCACGCUGCUGCUGUCUGCAGGGGUGCAGGGGACAGACGGACAACCACCAGCCUGCCCGUGCUCCCGCCUCCCCCCACCCCCCCAGCCUGCCCACCAGGCAUCUUCAGGGGGCAGGGGGCAGGGGGCAGGAGGAAAACAUGUACCUCGUGGUCAGAACAUGCGAGCACAAGCGCGAGCGGCUGUAGCCUCCACAGGACAAUGACUAGACGGAAUCAGCCCUGCACCACUCUGCAGGGCCGCCCCCACCCGACACUCGCCUCCCGGACAAGAAGCAGUGCAAAACAAAGCAAGGAUUAAAC